This is a messenger RNA of Aedes albopictus (Asian tiger mosquito), 2723 nucleotides long. RefSeq names its product DNA replication licensing factor Mcm3 (gene Mcm3). Lineage: Eukaryota; Metazoa; Arthropoda; Insecta; Diptera; Culicidae. The coding region runs from base 151 to 2601 and encodes 816 amino acids. Gene Ontology annotation, cellular component: MCM complex; nucleus. Gene Ontology annotation, biological process: double-strand break repair via break-induced replication; DNA replication; DNA strand elongation involved in DNA replication. The record is from RefSeq and is a predicted model, not a curated record. Gene Ontology annotation, molecular function: single-stranded DNA binding; ATP binding; ATP hydrolysis activity. The transcript has 3 exons.
GCGCCACCCGCCGUGCCCGUGGAAGCUAUUCUUCAAUCUACUUCCUACGUGCAGCGAAGUGUUCCGCUAGUUUUUCCUUAUAAAAUCGGUUGUAUUUCAUAAAUUUCGUGAAAUUUCCCCUUAAAAUAAAGUUUUUUCUGUGGUUGAACAAUGGCGGAUGAGGAUCAGCGCAUUCGUGACAUUCAACGGGAGUAUUUGGACUUCCUGGACGAUGAGGAGGACCAGGGGACUUACACGGCCCACGUUCGUAAAAUGGUCACGGACAAUGCCAGGCGCUUGGUGGUGAAUGUUAAUGAUCUGCGUCGUAAAAAUCCGGAUCGCGCUCAAGCUUUGCUGAGCAGUGCCUUUGAAGAGCAGCUGGCGUUCUCGCGUGCUCUCAAGGAAUACGUCUCUACGGUGGACCCCACCUAUGCCAAAACGCAAGAGGAUUUCUUCGUAGCAUUCGAGGGAAGCUUCGGCAACAAACACGUCACUCCGCGAUCGCUGACGUCCCGGUACCUGGGAAAUUUGGUUUGCGUGGAAGGCAUCGUUACUAGGGUUUCGCUGAUUCGGCCCAAGGUGGUCAAGAGUGUCCACUAUUGCCCAGCUACCAAGAAGGUUAUGGAACGUCGCUAUACGGAUUUGACCUCUUUUGAUGCCGUGCCAUCGAGUGCUGUCUAUCCCACCAAAGAUGACGAUGGAAAUCCACUGGAGACGGAGUUUGGAUUGUCCGUUUACAAGGACCAUCAGACGUUAAGCAUUCAGGAAAUGCCAGAGAAGGCCCCAGCUGGACAGCUACCACGGACAGUUGAUGUAAUCUGCGACGAUGAUUUGGUGGACCGUUGUAAGCCGGGAGAUCGUGUGCAGAUUGUGGGCAAUUAUCGUUGUUUGCCGGGCAAGCAAGGCGGAUACACAACGGGUACCUUCCGGACGAUUCUGAUUGCCAAUAACAUCUCCCAGCUGAACAAAGAAAGCACACUGAACGUUACGCGAGAGGAAAUCAACAUGUGCAAGAAGUUGGCAAAGCACAACGAUAUUUUCGAUAUUCUUUCCAAAAGUUUGGCCCCUUCGAUCCAUGGCCACGAGUACGUCAAAAAGGCCAUCCUGUGCUUGUUGCUGGGAGGAAUCGAGAAAAAUUUGGCCAACGGAACUCGCCUUCGAGGUGAUGUGAACGUGCUUCUCAUCGGAGAUCCCAGUGUGGCCAAGUCGCAGCUGUUGCGCUAUGUGCUGAAUACGGCUCCACGCGCCAUCACAACAACCGGACGAGGAUCCAGCGGGGUGGGUUUGACCGCUGCCGUCACCACCGAUCAGGAAACUGGUGAACGGCGUUUGGAAGCCGGUGCCAUGGUGCUGGCCGAUCGGGGCGUCGUGUGCAUCGACGAGUUUGACAAGAUGAGCGACAUCGACCGGACGGCUAUCCACGAAGUCAUGGAACAGGGUCGGGUGACGAUUUCCAAGGCAGGAAUCCAUGCCUCGCUGAACGCCAGAUGCUCGGUGCUGGCUGCUGCCAAUCCCGUUUACGGAAGGUAUGACCAGUACAAGACACCGAUGGAAAACAUUGGCCUUCAGGAUUCUCUGCUGUCCCGUUUCGAUUUGCUCUUCGUCAUGUUGGACGUGAUCGAUAGUGAUCACGAUCGGAUGAUUUCGGAUCAUGUUGUCCGAAUGCACCGUUAUCGCAACCCGAAGGAACAGGACGGCGAUGUGCUACCGAUGGGCGUCAACGCGGUCGAUAUGUUGUCCACCAUCAAUCCGGAAACGCGAGACGAGAAGGAAACCCCGAUGUACGAAAAGUAUGAUCCCCUGUUGCAUGGCAACACCCGCAAGAAGACGGACCAAAUUCUGUCGGUCGAUUUCAUGCGCAAGUACAUCCACAUUGCCAAGUGCUUGAAGCCGAAGCUGACGGAAGCUGCCUGUGAGCUGAUUUCCAACGAGUACUCGCGUCUUCGUUCGCAGGAUAUGAUGGAUUCGGGUGUGGCCAGAACACAACCCGUUACGGCCCGUACCCUGGAAACUUUGAUUCGUUUGUCGACCGCUCAUGCCAAGGCGCGAAUGGCCAGAACCGUCACGGAAAAGGACGCCCAAGCCGCGAUCGAACUGAUCCAAUUUGCCUACUUCAAAAAAGUCUUGGAGAAGGAGAAGAAGAAGCGCAAGCGUGCCGAGGAUGAUUCCGACGGAGAAGAACAGGAAGAAGACGAUGAAGAGGAAACACCGUCAGAUACUCAGCAGAGCUCCCGAGCCAGCCGACGUGCCAAGCGCACCCGUAUCGAAGACCACGAGGAGUCCGACUCGGAGGAAUUGGUCACAUCGGCACCGGAUGCUGGCGACCUUACCAAGCGACAGACCAUCUCGGCUCCUGAAGCCACACCGUCCACUGUUGCGAUGGAAACCGAAGAGGAACCCGCGGAGAUAUCCGAGGAUAGAUUCAAGAUCUUUAAGCAGGGCGUUUCGCAGGCAUUCCGACAGGCUCGGGAUCAAUCGCUGGCGGUGGCUCGGCUCACCAAGUACAUCGACGAAAACAGCGGAGCCGAGGCAUUCUCCAAGGGAGAGGUGAAGGCGGCUAUUGCUCGGAUGACCGACGAUAAUCAGAUCAUGAUGCACGACGACGUGGUGUUCCUGAUCUAAGUUUUGAGUUUUUUUUACUACUAUAUUGUGUACCUAACUACGUUUACUGUUAAAUUUAUCACUAGCUUAAGCAUCGUAAAAUUGUUCAAUAAAAGGUAAUUAUUGGAUUAAAUAUUACUUGA